UCAUGAUGUGGUGUCACAAUUCACCUCCUACUCCGACUUUGUGAGAAUUUCCCGACCUGGUUCUUCGGCUCCCUCACUUUUUGCAUCUGGGAGGUCUCUGUCUGUGUUCGUGGUCUCACCUCCAAGCACUCUGAGGCAGAUCCGCGCCGCUCAGCUGACAGCUCCGAAGACUGAAGAGGCGGUACGCUGGUUGAGCCGGGCGUCUCCAGGCGGAGCCGGCGAGUGGAGUUGGCAGGAUUUCUGUAGUAUACCUAGUAUGAGUUCCACAUCUUGGCCUCUUAUCCAGCUUCAGCAGUCUCAUCUCCAUCAUCUGGAGAAUAAAUGAGAUUUGCAUGAGUUCCAAACUGAGCUGAAAUACGGACUGCAGUGCUAAUAUCCUUUUCUUCUGGUUGUUAUUAACAGCUCCUCAGAAAAUUAGAUGUCGUCAGAAGACCGAGAAGCUCAGGAGGAUGAAUUGCUGGCCCUGGCGAGUAUUUAUGAUGGAGAUGAAUUUAGAAAAGCAGAGUCUGUCCAAGGUGGAGAAACCAGGAUCUAUUUGGACUUACCACAAAACUUCAAGAUAUUUGUGAGCGGCAAUUCAAAUGAGUGUCUCCAGAAUAGUGGCUUUGAAUACACCAUUUGCUUUCUGCCUCCACUUGUGCUGAACUUUGAACUGCCACCAGAUUAUCCAUCCUCCGCCCCACCUUCAUUCACACUUAGUGGCAAAUGGCUGUCACCAACUCAGCUGUCUGCUCUGUGCAAGCACUUAGACAACCUGUGGGAAGAACACCGUGGCAGCGUGGUCCUGUUUGCCUGGAUGCAGUUUCUUAAAGAAGAGACCUUAGCGUACCUGAAUAUUGUCUCUCCUUUUGAACUCAAGAUGGGUUCUCAGAAAAAAGUUCAGAGGAGGAUGGUUCAAGCAUCCUCCAACACAGAGCUAGAUUUUGGAGGAGCUGCUGGAUCUGAUGUAGACCAAGAGGAAGUUGUGGACGAGAGAGCCGUGCAGGAUGUGGAAUCGUUGUCCAGUCUGAUCCAGGAAAUCUUGGACUUCGAUCAGGCUCAGCAGAUAAAAUGCUUUAAUAGUAAAUUGUUCCUGUGCAAUAUCUGCUUCUGUGAGAAGCUGGGUAGUGAUUGCAUGUACUUCUUGGAGUGCAGGCAUGUGUACUGCAAAGCCUGUCUCAAGGACUACUUUGAAAUCCAGAUCAGAGAUGGCCAAGUUCAGUGCCUCAACUGCCCAGAACCCAAGUGCCCUUCAGUGGCCACUCCUGGUCAGGUCAAAGAGCUAGUGGAAGCAGAGUUAUUUGCCCGUUAUGACCGCCUUCUCCUCCAGUCUACCUUGGACCUGAUGGCAGAUGUGGUGUACUGCCCCCGCCCAUCCUGCCAGCUGCCUGUGAUGCAGGAGCCUGGCUGCACAAUGGGCAUCUGUUCCAGCUGCAAUUUUGCCUUCUGUACUUUAUGCAGAUUGACCUACCAUGGGGUUUCUCCAUGUAAGGUGACUGCAGAGAAAUUAAUGGACUUACGAAAUGAGUACCUGCAAGCAGAUGAGGCCAAUAAAAGAUUUUUGGAACAGAGGUAUGGUAAGAGGGUGAUUCAGAAGGCACUGGAAGAGAUGGAAAGUAAGGAGUGGCUAGAAAAGAACUCAAAGAGCUGCCCAUGUUGUGGGACUCCCAUCGAGAAAUUAGAUGGAUGUAACAAGAUGACAUGUACCGGCUGUAUGCAAUAUUUCUGCUGGAUUUGCAUGGGUUCUCUCUCCAGAGCAAACCCUUAUAAACAUUUCACUGAUACUGCUUCCCCAUGUUUUAACCGGUUGUUCCAUGCUGUGGAUGUUAAUGGAGAUAUUUGGGAAGAUGAGGUUGAAGACUAGUUAACUUCUGCUGCUCAAGAUAUGGAAGUGGAGUGGUUUGCCCUAAUCUUUUGUCAAGUAUACAGAGUAACUUUGCAGGAUAUUUAGGGUACCAUUGAUUCCCUCUUCCUAUGUAGAAGAUAUGGGAGAACAAGGUUGAUAUUUUCAUGUGGUACUACUGAUUAAGGCACAUUCAGACAUUUUUCAUUGCAACAUGAUUGAGGAAAUACUAAGCCAAAGGUUCCGAAAAUGAAAACUAGAAAAUAUUAGUAUUACAAUGUGCCCAAAGCUUUGAGUAGUUAAAAAUUAAAUAUUUAUUUUCUUCUCCAAGCUUUAGGUAAGGAGAGAGGGGUCAAGAGUUAAACUUAUAGUCCUUUUUAUCUCUUGAGAAGCAUCCCUCUAAGACAUUCUGUGGGAGCUCCCUCAGUAGUACUGCUUACAGCUGAGGUGGGUAGAAGCCUUAUUAAAAUUGUACCGAGAGCCUGAUGUUAUUCACUCCAUGUUACAUUCUUUCCAACCUGAAUUUCUGCUAAAUUAAUUUUCUUUGGAGGAAGCCCUUUACUCUAUAACUGAUUGGAUGGCCCAGUGUCAUUUUGAUCUGAUUUUCAGGUUAGAAAUUUAUAGAUAAUUUUUAAAAUAUUUUUUGAUACCACAAACACUGUGGGUCACCUGCUAUAUUUAUUAGUGGUCUAUAGUCCACUGUUUUUGAGCCAAGUCUAGAAUUUCUGCUAAAUUAAUUUUCUUUGGAGGAAGCCCUUUACUCUAGCUGAUUGGAUGGCCCAGUGUCAUUUUGAUCUGAUUUUCAGAAUAGAAAUUUAUAGAUAAUUUAAAAAAUAUUUUUUGAUACCACAAACACUGUGGGUCACCUGAUAUAUUUAUUAGUGGUCUAUAGUCCACUGGUUUUGAGCCCAGUCUAGAAUUUAUUGAUACUGGCUCAGAAGAAUUUCAGCCCUAUUCAACUUUCCUGUUCCUUCUAGGCAGUAGAGCCUAGAUUCAGCAUGACUUGUCUUCUGUUCUGCAUUCUUUCUGUUGACUCUUGCCCUGCUUUUCAUUGGUAAGGACAAUUUUAAUAUUAGCUCCAGCAGCUCAUAUUCUAUUUCCUCUGCUGGGAUAGGAGAAAGCCUAAUAUGUUCCCAAGCCGAACAAGCUGAACUUUAAUUAUCUGCGUUUUGAACACUGCACCACCAUAGUUCCAGUCCUAACUUUCUGAAUUCUUUUUAAAGGGCUUCUCUAAUGAGCUAUGGAAAUUUGUCUUCCUAUCCUUUUUUUUUUUUUUUUUGCAACAGCACUGUUUCAGGGGAUAAUUUUGGAUGACCUAGAUCCUUGUUUCUGGGUUUUGCUGGCUUUUUGAAAAAUUGUCUUUUCUUGUGGUUUGGUGAGUGGCUUGGUAGCAAAAUAAGAUUUUUGG
Balaenoptera musculus (blue whale) is the source of this 3230-nucleotide messenger RNA. RefSeq names its product ring finger protein 14 (gene RNF14). Gene Ontology annotation, cellular component: cytoplasm; ubiquitin ligase complex. Gene Ontology annotation, molecular function: ubiquitin protein ligase activity; ubiquitin conjugating enzyme binding; zinc ion binding. The transcript has 10 exons. Gene Ontology annotation, biological process: positive regulation of proteasomal ubiquitin-dependent protein catabolic process; ubiquitin-dependent protein catabolic process; protein polyubiquitination. Lineage: Eukaryota; Metazoa; Chordata; Mammalia; Artiodactyla; Balaenopteridae. Bases 419 to 1843 code for a protein of 474 amino acids. The record is from RefSeq and is a predicted model, not a curated record.